Molecule: messenger RNA, 1311 nt
Organism: Pedinophyceae sp. YPF-701
Lineage: Eukaryota; Viridiplantae; Chlorophyta; Pedinophyceae
Source: the annotation of a GenBank genome assembly
AUGGUGCCGGCUCGCGUCGCACCUGGCGCGGUCUGCUCUGAGGCGGCCAGGAGGAUCGGCGCCGUCGCACGACCGAGUCGAUUCUCGAGGGCGGGGCCGGCGGUGCAGAGGGCGGGCCGGCGGCACUGGCGGGCGCGCAGGCAGCCGUGCGAGGGAGCCUGCAGGGACGUGUGCAGUCGAGUGGCUGCUCGGACCCGUGAUGACGUGGCGCUGCGGGGGACGCCGAACGACGGGGACGGUGGCGACGCCGACGUGGGAUUCGCGAGCAUUUCCGAGGCCCUCGCGGAUGUCGCCGCUGGAAAGUUUGUGGUGGUAUUGGAUGACGAGGAUCGCGAGAACGAGGGGGACCUGAUCAUUGCGGCCGAGCACGCAACCACGGAGUCCAUCGCCUUCAUGGUCAACGAGACCUCCGGGCUGCUCUGCGUCGGCAUGACGGGAGAGGACUUGGAUAGGCUCGAGCUGCCGCUGAUGGUGACGUCCAAGGAGAACGACGAGUCGAUGUACACGGCCUUCACCGUGUCCGUCGACCUGCGCGAGGGAACCCACACCGGCAUCUCCGCACAGGACAGGGGCGCCACGCUGCGCGCCCUUGCCGACCCGGCGAUGCGGCCGCACGACUUCCGCCGCCCCGGGCACAUCUUCCCCCUGCGCGCGCAGUCCGCGGGCGUGCUGUGCCGCCCCGGGCACACCGAGGCCGCGGUCGACCUGGCGCGGCUGGCCGACUGCGCGCCCGCGGGGGUGCUGUGCGAGAUCGUCAACCGCGCGGACGGGAGCAUGCAGACGACGCCGCAGCUCCUGCGCUUCUCGCGCGACAACGGCCUCAAGUGCAUCACUAUCCGCGACCUCAUCCACUACCGCCUGCAGCACGAGCAGCUCGUGGAGGUGGCCGCGCCGCCGCGGGACAUCGCCACGCCGCACGGGCCCUUCACCGCGCACACCUUCAGAACGGUCUACGACGACCGCGAGCACGUGGCGCUCGUGCGCGGCGACGUCGCCGCCCACGGCUCGGACCUGCUGGUGGCCGCGCACGAAGAGGACGUCGUGGGCGACGUGUUCGAGGCCGCGGCCGGCAGCGAGGUGUUUGCGUCCAUGGAGCGGAUAGCGAGCGAGGGGCGGGGCGUCCUCGUGUAUUCGCGGUCCCAGCGCCAGCCGUCGGCCGCGGAGCAGCAGUUCCCGGGCGCCGCGGUGGCCCUCGUGGCCCGCCACCUGGGCGUGAAGUCUGCGCGGGUGCUGGUCCGCAGCGCCGCGCGCUACGCAGCUCUCUCGGGCCUCGGCGUGCAGCUGCUCGGGCGCGAGACUCCGUCGACGUGA